This is a messenger RNA of Oreochromis niloticus (Nile tilapia), 2103 nucleotides long. RefSeq names its product UDP-glucuronosyltransferase 2B17. The record is from RefSeq and is a predicted model, not a curated record. Bases 112 to 1743 code for a protein of 543 amino acids. Lineage: Eukaryota; Metazoa; Chordata; Actinopteri; Cichliformes; Cichlidae. The transcript has 2 exons. Gene Ontology annotation, molecular function: UDP-glycosyltransferase activity.
AUCACGUACUACUUUAAAUCCCCUUUGUACUUUCUUAUCACCUGUGCUUAGAAGAGCAUGAUACUGCAGUACCAAAGUCCUGCUUAGGUUUAAAACUCUAAUGGUUGGUGUAUGUUGGUCUCUCGGGCAAAACUGAAUGUGAAAUUACAAAGUCUGCUAAAAAGAAUUAAAAUGCACUGGACCUGCAUUCUGAUCAGUUUCUGCUGGCUCUGCCCAACGUUGGUUCAUGCUGGGAAAGUGCUUGUUUUUCCAGUGGAUGGGAGCCACUGGGUAAAUAUGAAUGUCAUUAUUCAGCAACUACAUCUAAGGGGCCACCAGGUUUCUGUUGUGCGUUCAACAGACAGCUGGUACAUCAAGGAAUCCUCCCCAUUCUAUACUUCAAUUACGCUCGAUAUGGAAUCAGGGUUUGAUGAAGACUUUUUAACAGCAUUUAUUGCGGAACUGUUGGACAUCCAGAGGGGAGGGAUGUCUGUCUGGAAACGCUUUAAACUGGAAAUGGAACAAGCAAAAAAAGCCUCUGAAAUGCAAAAGAAACAAAGCAAAUUGAUUGAAGGGCUUUUUGAAAACAAAGAGCUCAUACAGUCACUAAAGGAUGCAGAAUAUGAUCUUGUUCUGACAGAUCCUACCACACCAACAGGUGCCAUACUUGCCCAAUACCUCAAGUUGCCUCUUGUUUUUAAUGUUAGAUGGACUAGUCAGGGUGAAGGCCAUUUUUCAAUUGCACCAUCUCCUCUCUCUUAUGUUCCCAUGGUAGGGACUGAGCUAUCUGAUAAAAUGAGCUUUUUUGAGAGGCUGCUAAAUGUCCUAAUUUUUGGUUUCGCAGAAUAUCAGAUUGCCCAGUAUUUGCUACCACAUUAUGAGAACCUCAUUGAAAAAUAUUUUGGUCCAGACACAGACUACUUCUCCAUGUUUCAAGCUGACCUGUGGCUAAUGAGAGUGGAUUUUGUGUUCGAGUUUCCUCGCCCCACCAUGCCUAAUGUUAUCUAUAUGGGAGGGUUCCAGUGCAAACCAGCAAAACCGCUUCCACAACAUUUGGAGGACUUUGUGCAGAGUUCUGGAGAACAUGGUGUGAUCCUCAUGUCUCUGGGAACUUUGAUUGGAGAACUACCCCCUGACUUAGCUGAAGCGAUCGCUGCAGCUUUUGCAAAAUUACCCCAGAAAGUCAUUUGGCGGUAUAAAGGUGACAGGCCAGGCACUCUGGGUAACAACACUUUGCUGGUGGACUGGAUGCUACAGAGUGACCUAUUAGGGCAUCCUAAAAUAAAACUUUUUGUGGCUCAUGGGGGAACAAAUGGUGUUCAAGAAGCUAUUUAUCAUGGAGUCCCUAUUUUAGGACUUCCUCUGGUUUUUGAUCAACAUGAUAAUUUAUUUCGAAUCAAAGAAAGAGGAGCAGGGAAAGUCAUAGAUGUUUUUACUAUGAAUGAAGACAUUUUCUUUCAAGGUAUUAUGGAAGUCCUGAAUGAUCCCUCCUACAGGAUGAACAUGCAGAGACUUUCCAGGCUGCACAGAGAUCAGCCAAUAAAGCCACUGGACAAUGCCCUCUUCUGGAUAGAGUUCGUCAUGAGACACAAAGGUGCAGCUCACUUAAGAACUGAAUCCUACAAACUGCCCUGGUAUUCCUACCACUCUGUAGAUGUGAUACUUUUCUUAGCUGCAGUUGUGCUGGUUAUUCUGGGCACCUUUGCUGUCUUAAUAAAACGCCUAUGCUCUAUGUGCCCGAGGACAAAGCGUCAACGUGAUUAAAAAGAAAUAAAAUGGCAAUUAAUGUAAAACUUUAAACACGUAAAUCAUAAAAUGUUGUAUUGUCUUGUGGUACUGUGAUUUGAUGGGGAAAAGAAAAAGAAGAUACAAAUAAUUAAUUCUUUUAAAAUUGUGCAUUUUAUUAGUAAAGAAAUAACAUAGUUAAGGCUGACCAUAUUUGAUUAAGUGUAUUUCACAGUACUUUAAAUUAUAUCCUGUCAGUAUAUUUCAGUGUCUUUUAGAAUUUAUAGCACUUUGAUAUACUGUACUGUAUGUAAAGUCAAACUAGUCUAUAUGGAUUUUACUUUAACCCUUAAGUGAAACAAACAAUACAGUUGUUGUCACUGUAGAAUGAAAGAAAAG